AUGCAGCUAAAUCGUACCUGGAUCGCCCUACUGGGCGCCAUUUCGCUGACCCUCGUCUCACGCGUCUCUGCUGACAAUCCGCAGAUCACAGAUCCAAACCUCAAAGUCAUCCGACAAUUCAACAUUGUCCUGACGGACAAUACCAAAGUGAGCGAUUUGCUCUGCUGCAUGGGUACGCCCAACGAACUACCGUCCAUCAAGGAGUACCAGUGCUUUGAGCAUCAAGAUAUGCAAAUGGGUUCUGCUCCUGGUUCGCGUCGAAUGGGUAUUCAAUUUUGCAGUCAUCUUCCUGGUUCGACUCCGGACGAUGCUUUGAACGCGUUCAAGGAGACGUGCACCAAGGCGACAGGUGAGGUUCUUACACCUGACAAAGGAUAUUGUCCGCAAAUCUGGCCAAACUACGACGAUAAAUAUGUGAAGCCUGCUCCUGUCACCGUGGCCGGGAAUGGAGGCGAUGUGGCUCCUACACCCGCUUCGCCUCCUCCUUCGGCCCCGGAUGCAGGCGGCAAGACCACCAACGAUGCGGACGGCUUCAAAACUAAAGGCACCUUCCUCUACACACUGGUCGAUUACGCCAUCACUCGAUCGCUCGCUUGCUGUAAAGGCUCUUCACAACCCAUCAUCAAACCUCAAAAGUACAAGUGCGCUCAACGCAAAGUCGAGGGCAAAGUGUUCAUGUCGCAAUGCACUCAGAUGCUUGCCAGUAUCACCAAGGCCAAGAAGCUCGAAGGAUUUACCACACUUGAGGGUGACAGCAGUGUGAUUGUCGACGACAAGACGAAACAACAGUGCAGCGCAACGUGGACCAACGCUAUGUCUUUCGUCUACGGAUUCUGUCAGUUGGAUUAUGACGGCGCGAGGGAUGAUGCUAUCAAAGCGUUCCAGGAUGAUUGCAGUGCAAAGGGCGGAGAGGCGAAGGAACCCCACGACGGAAUGUGUUUGUGGAACGUCGACGAUGCUGCGAUCGACAGCACUUCUGCUUAG
This is a messenger RNA of Mycosarcoma maydis (corn smut), 984 nucleotides long. RefSeq lists its product as uncharacterized. The record is from RefSeq and is a predicted model, not a curated record. Lineage: Eukaryota; Fungi; Basidiomycota; Ustilaginomycetes; Ustilaginales. The transcript has a single exon. Bases 1 to 984 code for a protein of 327 amino acids.